Ipomoea nil (Japanese morning glory) is the source of this 1891-nucleotide messenger RNA. RefSeq lists its product as uncharacterized. NCBI's taxonomy places the organism in Eukaryota, Viridiplantae, Streptophyta, Magnoliopsida, Solanales, Convolvulaceae. Gene Ontology annotation, biological process: transmembrane transport. The transcript has 2 exons. The record is from RefSeq and is a predicted model, not a curated record. Gene Ontology annotation, cellular component: membrane. Gene Ontology annotation, molecular function: transmembrane transporter activity. Bases 165 to 1868 code for a protein of 567 amino acids.
CCCGCGCAAAGCUUUUUGUAAUAAGCUGCUGCCCGCUCGCUGCACUGCUGCUCACCAUCACUCCCAUCAAACAGUAGUAGAAACCCAGAUACAGCAUUUUAUUUUAUAGUGCUUUGAUGCACAACAACCCUAAUUGAAGAAAUCAAGAAACUGAGUAAAUAGCUAUGAGUGGAGAUGGUGGUGGCGGAGGAGGGUGGAGAGAUAUGGGCAGCGUCGCCGUCCACAUACUCACCGGCCGGUGGUUCAUGUUCUUUAGCUGCCUCCUUCUCAUGUCGGCUGCCGGAGGGACCUACAUAUUCGGGAUCUUCUCCGAGGAGAUCAAGACAUCUUUAGGCUACGACCAGAAAACCUUAAACCUCGUAAGCUUCUUCAAGGAAAUCGGGGCCAACGUCGGGAUCAUAGCCGGCCUGAUUAACGAGGUUGCCCCGACGUGGCUGGUUCUCCUCGUCGGCGCCGCCAUGAAUUUCUCCGGCUACUUCUUUAUCUGGCUGGGCGUCACCGGCCGGAUAGCCCACCCCAGAGUUUGGUGGAUUUGUUUGUCCAUUUGCGUGGGCGCAAAUUCCCAGACAUUUGUUCACACCGGCGCCUUAGUUACUAUGGUCAACAAUUUCCCAGAAUCACGGGGAAUCGUGAUAGGAUUGUUGAAGGGCUAUGUCGGGUUGAGUGGCGCGAUAAUGACGCAGUUGUACCAUGCUCUGUACGGGAACGACGACAAGUCCUUGAUUCUGUUGAUCGCCUGGCUGCCGGCGGCGGUUUCCUGCGUUUUUCUGGGCACGGUUCGGACUAUUAAGGUUGUUCGGCAGUCGAAUGAGGUGAAGGUGUUCUACAAUCUGUUGUUUGUGUCGCUUGGGCUUGCCGCGGUUCUCAUGGCCGUAAUCAUCUUGCAAAAUAGGAUAGCUUUUAGCAGGACGGAUUACGCCGUCACCGUUUCUGUGAUCAUCGUUUUGGUCUUUUCCCCGUUGGUGGUUGUGGUUAAAGAAGAGGUGAAGCUCUGGAGGAGGAGCAAGAACCCACACUCUCACCCUUUCACGGUCAAAACGCCAGAAACCAAAGCCGCACCACCACUGCAGUUGCAGCAGUUGCAGGCCAGGUCGAAUCAUGUAUGGUAUAAAAAUGUGUUUACGCCACCGGAGAGAGGGGAGGAUUACACGAUCCCACAGGCGGUUUUCAGCAUUGAUAUGCUGGUUUUAUUCGUGGUGACGAUGACCGGCGCCGGAGGGACCUUGACGGCGAUGGAUAAUUUAGGCCAAAUCGGCAAGUCCUUAGGCUACCCAGACCGGUACAUCACCACAUUCGUGUCGCUAGUCAGCAUAUGGGGCUAUUUAGGGAGAGUAGUCUCCGGGUUUUGCUCUGAAAUCUUCCUAGCCAAAUACAAAUUCCCCCGCCCAUUAAUGCUCACACUAGUCCUCCUCCUCUCCUGCUCCGGCCAUCUUCUCAUCGCUUUUGGGGUCCCAAAUUCUAUCUACGCCGCCUCGAUUCUUAUCGGGUUUUGCUUCGGAGCACUGUGGCCGCUCAUAUUCUCAAUCAUCUCGGAACUAUUUGGGCUGAAACACUACUCCACACUGGUCAGUUUUGGCGGCGCCGCCAGCCCGGUGGGAUCCUACAUAUUCAACGUUAGGGUGGCUGGAGUUUUGUACGACAAUGAAGGUUUGAAGCAGAUGGCUAGAAAGGGGAUGAGCCGGAAGGCCGGAGAGGAUUUAACGUGCGACGGCGUGGAGUGUUUCAAGGUGGCGUUUAUCAUCAUCGCCGCUGCUACAUUGGGAGGAUGCAUACUUUCGUUGAUCUUGGUAGCUAGAACAAGAAAAUUUUACCGUGGGGAUAUAUACAAGAAAUUCAGGGAACAAGCUCAGGUGGAGGAUGGCCCCUGAGAAUCGAAGAUGAAUGGGUUGGA